UGGGCAGCGGACUUGGAGGCUUUUGGGCCAGCGGUUGGUUGAAAAGCGCCGCCGCCGCUAGGCCCGGGACAGGCAAUGGCAGGGGACGUGUGAUCACGGACAGUGAGAGGGCCACUGCUAUCAUGCCCGGGCGCGCGGGCGCCGCCCGGUUCGGUUUGCUGGCUCUCGCUCUGCAGCUACACUGGCCGCUGGCGGCGUGCGAGCCGGGGUGGACCACAAGAGGAAAUAAAGAAGGCAGCCCCCAGCUACAGCAUGAACUUGUGAUACCUCAGUGGUGGACUUCAGAAAGCCCCGGGAAAGGAAAGCAUCCACUCACAGCAGAGCUCAGGGUCAUGGCUGAAGGGCAAGAGCUGAUCCUGGACCUGGAGAAAAAUGAGAACCUUUUUGCUCCAGCCUACACAGAAACCUGCUAUACUGCAAGUGGCCACCCUCAAACCACCACACUGAAGUCUGAGGAUCACUGCUUUUACCAUGGAACUGUGAGAAAAGUGGAAGAGUCCAGUGUCACACUCAGCACCUGCCGGGGAAUUAGAGGACUGAUUACAGUGACAAGUAACCUCAGCUACAUCAUCGAGCCUGUCUCUGACAGUGGCAGCCAGCACCGAAUUUACAGAUCUGAACAUCUCAAGCUGCCCCCGGGGAACUGUGGGUUCGAGCACUCCAAGCCCAACGCUAAGGACUGGGCCCUUCAGUUUACAAAGCAGACCCAAAAACAACCUCGCAGAAUGAAACGGGAAGAUUUACAGUCCAUGAAGUAUGUAGAGCUGUACCUGGUGGCCGAUUACUCAGAGUUUCAGAAGAAUCGGCGUGACCAGGAUGCCACAAAACACAAGCUUAUGGAGAUCGCCAACUAUGUUGAUAAGUUUUACCGAUCCCUGAACAUCCGGAUUGCGCUUGUGGGCUUGGAGGUGUGGACGCAUGGGGACAAGUGUGAAGUUUCAGAGAAUCCCUACUCUACCCUUUGGUCCUUUCUUAGUUGGAGGCGCAAGCUGCUUGCCCAGAAGAGCCAUGACAAUGCCCAGCUAAUCACGGGCAGAUCCUUUCAAGGUACCACUAUUGGCCUGGCCCCACUCAUGGCUAUGUGCUCCGUGUACCAAUCUGGAGGUGUCAGCAUGGACCACUCUGAGAAUGCCAUUGGCGUGGCUUCCACGGUGGCUCAUGAGAUUGGCCACAACUUUGGCAUGAGCCAUGAUUCUGCGCAUUGCUGUUCUGCCAGCGCAGCUGAUGGUGGGUGCAUCAUGGCAGCUGCCACUGGGCACCCUUUCCCCAAAGUGUUCAGCUGGUGCAACAGGAGGGAGCUGGACAGGUACCUGCAGUCAGGAGGUGGGAUGUGUCUCUCCAACAUGCCAGAUACUAGGACUCUGUAUGGAGGCAGGCGGUGUGGCAAUGGGUACCUGGAAGAUGGUGAAGAAUGUGACUGUGGGGAGGAAGAGGAGUGUAAAAACCCUUGCUGCAAUGCCUCCAACUGUACUCUGAAGGAAGGGGCUGAGUGUGCCCAUGGUUCCUGCUGUCACCAGUGUAAGCUGGUGGCCCCUGGAACCCUGUGUCGUGAGCAGGUGCGGCAGUGUGACCUUCCCGAGUUCUGCACCGGCAAGUCUCCCCACUGCCCCACCAACUUCUACCAGAUGGAUGGCACCCCCUGUGAGGGUGGCCAGGCCUACUGCUACAAUGGCAUGUGCCUCACUUACCAGGAGCAGUGCCAGCAGCUGUGGGGACCGGGAGCCCGACCUGCCCUCGAUCUCUGUUUUGAGAGGGUGAAUGCAGCUGGAGACACGUAUGGAAACUGUGGCAAGGGCUUGAAUGGCAAAUACAGGAAGUGCAGCCCCAGGGAUGCCAAGUGUGGGAAGAUCCAGUGUCAGAGCACCCAGGCCCGGCCCCUGGAAUCCAACGCAGUAUCGAUUGACACCACCAUCACUUUGAAUGGGAGGCGGAUCCACUGUCGGGGCACCCAUGUCUACCGGGGUCCUGAGGAGGAGGAAGGGGAAGGUGACAUGCUGGACCCAGGCCUGGUGAUGACUGGGACCAAGUGUGGUCACAACCAUAUUUGCUUCGAGGGACAGUGCAGGAACACCUCCUUCUUUGAGACUGAAGGCUGUGGGAAAAAGUGCAAUGGUCACGGGGUCUGCAACAACAACCAGAACUGUCAUUGCUCCCAUGGCUGGGCUCCACCUUUCUGUAACACUCCAGGAGAUGGCGGCAGCAUUGACAGUGGUCCUUUGCCCCCCAAGAGUGUGGGUCCUAUGAUAGCCGGGGUGUUUUCAGCCUUCUUCUUGCUAGCUGUCCUGGUACUGCUAUUCCAUUGUUAUAGACAGAGCCACAAACUGGGCAAGCCUUCAGCCCUCCCUUUCAAGCUGCGGCAGCAGUUCAGUUGUCCCUUCAGGGUGUCUCAGAAUGGUGGAACUGGCCAUGCCAACCCAACUUUCAAGUUGCAGACUCCCCAGGGCAAGCGAAAGGUGGCCAACACCCCCGAAACUCUCCGGAAGCCCUCCCACCCUCCUCCCCGGCCCCCUCCAGACUACUUGCGUGUUGAAUCCCCACCUGCACCAUUGCCAGCACAUCUGAACAAGGCGGCCAGGAGCUCCCCAGAAACUGGGGCUCGUGUAGAAAGAAAGGAGUCAGCUAGGAGGCCUCCCCCAAGCCGGCCCAUGCCCCCUGCACCUAACUGCCUACUGUCCCAGGAUUUCUCUCGGCCUCGACCACCCCAGAAGGCACUUCCAGCAAACCCUGUGCCAGGCCACAGGAAUGUCCCCAGGCCAGAAGGUGCAUCCCUGCUGCAGUCAUCUACUGUUGGUCCUCAGCCUCCCCGGCCUCCCACAGUAUCUGUUCCAAAGCUUCCCGAGUACAGAUCACAGAGGGCUGGAGGAAUAACUAGCUCCAAGAUCUAGAACUGUCCAGAAGUUUCUUGUUUCCCUUGAAGACUCUGGAUGCCAUGGAAGGUCCACAAGAAAGAAGCCUGCUCGGCCACCUUGAAGCUUCUCUAGCCUCCUGGAACCCCCUCAUCUCCAGAAUCUCCCUUCUUACCCCAGUGCCUCCUGUGUUCUCUGAGGCCAAGAGGGGCUUCUGCAUGCUGUCCUGUGCAAUAUACAGCUCUGGUAGGAAAGGGGAGCAGAUGGCGGAAGAUGGGGAAGAUUCUCCUUCAGCCACCUAGCCAAGAGCUACCAGUGAUGGUCAGGGAAGUCUUGAGCUGGGGGUGGGGGUGGAGGUCCUCCUUCCGUGCCGAGCUUGGAGAAGGCUCCACCCAGGUCCAAUGCUGGCAGGUACACACGAGGGCUUCUGUUGUUUGACCUCUCUCUGGGAUCCCCAGGCUACGCUACACAGAGGCUGGGUCUUACCUGUCUCUUAGCUUUUAGGGACUGAGGAAGCCACUGCUGCCUCCCCACCCCAGGACUUGGUCAAGGUGCCUGUUUCUGGUUAUGGCUGCAUGUGACAAGCCAUGCUCCCUUCCCCUGCCAUCCCUCACAUUCCCAUAUUUACACGGGUCACUCUCUGACUCAGACAGGUACUAUUUGUAGGCAGUGUAGACAACAGUGGGGCGUGGUCAGCCCGUGUCCCCUCUGAGCCAUGAUGCCAAAGGUUGCUAGACUCUCAGAAUCCCCUGUUCUACAUCCCCAUUGUUCCAUGUGUCACCUUCUCUCUUCCAGCCUCUCUGUCCUAUGGUGCUUUGAUGGUGUCCCACAGCAGGUCCUGACUUGCUGGUGACCAUAUGCCUGUGACCAACAAAUCAGGGUCCUGCCUCAUGGGGUAGGCACUGGACUUUCUGCACUGGAUCUCAAGAGCAUUGAGCUGAGUGGGUUUGGGAGAGAGAGAGAGAGAGAGAGAGAGAGAGAGAGAGAGAGAGAGAGAGAGAGAGAGAGAGAGAGAGCUCUGCAUGUACUUGUGUAUUUUGGCUGCAAGUAGGAAACAGGGCCCCCUUCUUUUUUUCUGACCUACAUCCUAGGUGAAGAUCUCCAGGCAGGGCAGCCACAGGUAUACUGAGGGGAUAGACAUGUCUGGGAGCUGUUAUUAGGAAAGUAUUCACAGGGGCACCAGCCCUUUCCUAGUGGUUAGCUCUGAGGCGGGACUGUUGACUCUGGACAGGUAGGUAGCCAGCUUCUUUGGAACAUGGCUCAACAACCAUGGUGAACCAGAUCAGGGCAGGGGCCCCACCUCUCUUCAACCAGGGUCUUAUCAUGUGCUUGCAUUGGUUCUCUCCUGGUUACUGCCUAUAUGGGGUCCUCACGGGAAGAGCUCUGGGAAGGCAUCUUGGUGCUCUGCUAGUUAGUGUAGUUCCUACAUAAUUGCUGGGCUUGGCCUCUGAGAGCCCAUCUUCCAUCCCCAAAAAGGUGCUGACUACCAUGCCAGAAGGUCCUCUAGAGGCCUCCCUGCCACCACAGCAAGCAGUUGUUAGCUCUUGGAAACCUCUCUGAGGAGGAGGCAAGCCUUUGACUCCUGCUUGCCACCUCAAGGCCUCCUGACAUUUCUUUGCAGAGUGACUGCCAGUGUCAUGCAUGCUUGUGGGAUUGUGGACAGUGGGGGGUGCAUGUCUGGGAGGUAGAAAGAUCUCAGGAAACCACCUUUCUCCUUGGAGUGACUGUGCGACUGUGCUGUUCACACUCUGACUCCCUGAGAUGUGAUGCAAAAGGUCACAUGGGCCUAGGUCCCUUUUCUGCCACCUGACAGCUUUUCAUUUAAGCGCUACACCAAAUGCCUAGUCCUAAAAACACCCUGUUGCCACAAAAACAAAACAAAACAAAACAAAUCACUUCCCUUAAACCCAACCCUGUACCUCCUAGAUGUUCUUGUGGGCCGUGCAGCCUUUCUCCCUCAGCUCAGGAGGCAGUGGCCCUGAGUGACAGUGCCACAGCAGCAGUACCAGCAUGAGCCUUGUGAACCUCAAGCCUUUGUCCCUUCACCCAUAGCAGAAGAAGACCCAUUCCCUUGCCCUUUGGUAAUCAUUUCCUUUUUAUUUUUCCUUUUCAUUGCUAUGAUACCACCUCCAUCCAUAAAAUUAUACUGUGAAAUACUAUGAAUAAGAAGAUGGCAAAACAAUUUUUUUUUUAAUUUGGUAGACAUGUUGGCAGCUACUCUACUUACAACUUCAUUCCUGCCUGUUAUCCAAAAGCUGCGGAGGCUGCCACAAGUAGGAACCCCUUCCCUUCUGCACCGUGAAGUGUCCUGUGCAGAUACAUCUAGACUUGGAGGGUAGAGUUUAUCUCAAAGGAUUGUUUGCCACUUAGGAGGGGAAAGAGAAUAUUACCACAGGGAGAGGAGAGGAUGGUUACAACAGAACACUUCAGUCAACCUACCCCAUCUGUGGGCAUCCAAGGCUCCAACAGCCUUUUCUUGUGCAUAGAGUGAGCAGGAUUAGAAAUAGCUGUUCUAUGCCCAGUCACUAUAGAGAUGCUUGCCAACACUGGGGUUGGUCAAAACCAAGGCUCUGGUGGACUGACGGAAGUUCAGAGUUCAGUUUGUAGCUGGGUGUGAUGGCACAUGCCUUUAGUCCCAACAAAGGCAGAUGAUCUCUGAGUUCAAGGCCAGCCUGGUCUACAAAGUGAGUUCAAGGCCAGUCUGGUUUACAAAAUGCGUUCCAGGACAGCUAGGGUCACACAGAGAAACCCUGUUUCCAAAACCAAAAUUAUUUGAGACAGGAUCUCAUAUAUCCCAGGUUGGCUUUCAAUUCAUUAAAAGGGCAAGGAUGACUUUAGAAUUCCUGAGUGUUUUCCUCUUACCGAGUGCUAAGACUACAAGUAUGUGCCACCACACUUGGUUUAUGUGGUCCUGGGUUCAAAUCCAGAUCUUCAUGCAUGCCUAUGCAAACACUCUACCAACUGAGAUACAUCCCCAGUCCAGGCUAUAAAUGUUCAGAGAAGCUAAAUUAGCUGCCCGCCAACUUUAGAACCCUAAAGCCAUUUCUGACCUGUAAACCUCAGGUCUCUAGUCCCUUCCAAGUUGCAACUUCCUGCUUGCUUUCUGUUCCUUUUAGCCUUGGUGACUUCCACCUGUAAGAGAAAAAGCCCUUUCCUAUCCCUGCUUCAAAACUUUGUAGAUUUUAAGGUCUGAAUAUUCUCUGCCGUGCAACAGUUCCUGUCACUCUGCAGUAAACCUUUUCCACAGUGUCUCCCCUAGGUUCAGUUCAUUUGCUUAUUUGACAAGGCAGGUUCGAGACUUACAUUCUUCAGAUUGGAGGCAUAUUCUAAAGCUAGUUAUUUUGUGAAAUGCAUGUAGUGACAGGCCCCAAAGGACUCCACACCCAAGCCAGGGAACACGAACUGGAAAGGUACCCCUUCUCUAGGGACGCCAACUAGAGGUUGUAGACUCCAAGCCCAACACCCCAGCGUCAUGCCCCCAGUGUCCUCUUGUAUGACUGUGUGUACGCCUGUGUCUGGGAUCCAGGGCAAAUGUGAAUUUUCUUUUUAUUUGGGAGAUUGUUCACAGGAAAUAGUCCUCUCCCCUCUUGUCCUCCUAUUGAUUGUUUACAAUAUUUGUACAUCUAUGCAAAAAUACUUGAAUGGGCCGUGGUGCCUUGUUUUGUUAUUUUUUGUUUGUUUUUUUCUCCUUGUUUGUAUUUAAUUAAAACAGAUUGUCAUUGGAAAA
Messenger RNA from Phodopus roborovskii (desert hamster), 6573 nucleotides. It is a transcript of the gene Adam19, whose product is annotated as ADAM metallopeptidase domain 19. Gene Ontology annotation, molecular function: metalloendopeptidase activity. The transcript has 23 exons. The record is from RefSeq and is a predicted model, not a curated record. Gene Ontology annotation, biological process: membrane protein ectodomain proteolysis. The coding region runs from base 123 to 2885 and encodes 920 amino acids. Lineage: Eukaryota; Metazoa; Chordata; Mammalia; Rodentia; Cricetidae.